AGUGUUGCCUUGGAGAGGGAGGGUGGGUGCGUUCCCGCAGCAACAGGGAAGAUGGCAGCUCUCACAUCUCUAACCCAGUUGUCAAGUGGGAACCCUGUAUAUGAGAACUUUUACAGACAGGUGGACCCUGGGAAUACAGGGAAAGUGGGACCAACAGAAGCUGCCUUGUUCUUAAAAAAGUCUGGACUCCCUGACAUUACAUUGGGAAAGGUCUGGGAUUUGGCCGAUCCCGAUGGCAAAGGCUAUCUGGACAAACAGGGGUUUUACGUAGCUCUGCGGCUGGUGGCCUGUGCUCAGAGCGGUCAGGAAGUCAGUCUGUCCAGCCUCAACCUCACAGUCCCUCCGCCCAAGUUUAAGGACACCAGCAGUCCGUCUCUAAGCAGCACAGUUUCUGCAUCCGGCGAAUUACACUGGGCUGUCAGGCCCGAGGAGAAGAGUAAAUUUGAUGGGAUCUUUGAGAGUUUGGCUCCAGUCAAUGGCCUGCUGUCAGGAGAGAAGGUCAAACCAGUCCUAAUCAACUCCAAGCUACCUCUGGAUGUCCUUGGGAAGGUUUGGGACCUGAGUGACAUAGAUAAAGAUGGCCAUCUGGACAGAGAUGAGUUUGCAGUGGCCAUGCACCUGGUGUACCGGGCCCUGGAGAAGGAGCCUGUUCCUGCACUCCUCCCCUCUGCACUCAUCCCUCCAUCUAAGAGGAAGAAGAGUCUGGGCUCAGUGGCUGGCUCUGUGCCUGGAAUACCCGCAAGCCCCCCACCACCAAAAGACUCGCUACGCUCCACACCCUCCCACGGCAGCAUGAACUCACUCAACAGCACCGGCAGCCUGUCGCCCAAACACACACUCAAGUCUGGACAGCAUUCACUGAACUGGGUGGUCCCAGUGUCAGACCGUGGUCGCUAUGACGACAUCUUCCUGAAGACAGACGCUGACCUGGACGGUUUUGUCAGCGGACAUGAAGUAAAAGACAUCUUCAUGCAGUCUGGACUUUCCCAGAACCUCCUGGCCCAUAUAUGGGCUCUGGCAGACACGAGGCAGAUAGGCAAGCUGACCAGGGAGCAAUUUGGCCUGGCCAUGUAUCUCAUCCAGCAGAAAGUCAGCAAGGGCGUGGACCCUCCACAGGCCCUGACUGCCGACAUGAUCCCCCCGUCUGAGAGAAGCACUCCGGUACCAAGUUUGUCAGGAUACAUGACCCCAGUGGGAUCAGAGAUGGCUGCUCUGUCCGAGAUGAGACGGGCUAUAAUGUUGAAGUUGUGGGACAGCUCAAGUUCAGUGGGUUCGGGGGAGUUUACUGGGAUCAAGGAGUUGGACGACAUCAGCCAGGAGAUAGCCCAGUUGCAGAGCACUCUUGCCUUUACCCAGUGGAAUACUCUCAGGGAGAAGUACACUCUGGAGCAGGACAUCAGGGAGACAGAGGAGGCCAUCAGACACAAGAGUGCAGAGGUGCAGGAGAUGCAGAAUGACCUUGACAUAGAGACGGCCAGCCUGCAAGAACUAGAGGCUCAGAAACAAGAUGCCCAGGAGCGCCUGGAGGAGAUGGACCAGCAGAAACAUAAAUUAGAGGACAUGCUGAAUGAAGUCAGGAUGAAGUGCCAGGAAGAGUCUCAGAUGAUCUCCAGUCUCCAGAGUCAGAUCCACUCCCAGGAGUCAGACUUGCAAAGCCAGGAGGAGGAGCUGAGCCGGGCAAAGGCUGACCUGGGCCGGCUGCAGCAGGAGGAGAACCAGCUGGAGCAGAGCCUGGCUGCAGGCAAGAUCCAACUGGAGACCAUCAUCAAGUCUCUGAAGGCCACGCAGGAUGAGAUCAACCAGGCUCGCAGUAAGUUGUCCCAGAUUCAGGACAGCCAACAGGAAGUGUCUAAAAGCAUUGAGCAGUACAACAGCACCUUGAACGGAACCCACGGAGGCAGUAUGACCAACCUCGCCGAUAUGAGUGAGGGCUUCAGUGACAGAGAGAACGGAGGAUUCCCAGCCAUGGUGAGAGCAGCACAGGAGGAUCCAUUCAAAGUGAAGCCAUCUGUGUUCAACAGCCAGCCUCAGGAACUUCACACUGACCCCUUCCACACUGAAGACCCCUUCAAAACAGACCCAUUCAAAGGUGACCCUUUCCAAAAUGACCCUUUUGCAAAGCCGCCAUCAACAUCCACAGAUCCCUUUGGAGGAGAUCCGUUCAAAGAGACGGAUCCGUUCAAGGCUUCGUCAGAAGAUUUCUUCAAGAAGACCACAAAGAUGGAUCCCUUCUCCACACCGGACCCCUUCAGUAAAAGUGCCACGUUACCUUCCAAGCAAACAGGUCACUUCACAAGCAAUGACCCAUUCUCCUCAAGCAACUCAAAGCCCAAAGGACCAGACCUGUUUGGCACGUUGGACCCGUUUGGCAGCAGUUCGUUCAACAGCAGCAGUAACAGCUCGGCUGGGUUUGCAGACUUCAGCCUUAUGUCGAAGCCCAGAGACCCUUUUGAAGGCAGAGCUGGCUGGCUGCCAGACUACGAUAAGGCGGUGUUUGUGGACGACCCAUUCAGCAGGAAGAACGACAUGCCAGCUCUGCCACCGAAGAAAAGUGUUCCCCCAAGGCCCAAACCCCCCAGUGGUAAGAGUACACCAGUGAGCAUGUCUGGCACAGCUGACCCUUCCAAACCAUGUGACCCCUUCCAGCCAUUUGGCGGCGAAGCCAUCGACCCGUUUCAGAGUAAAAAAGGCCUGGGAGACCCGUUUAGUGGCAAAGACCCUUUCGCCCCAUCCUCAGCAUCAAGACCUGACAAAGCCAAGUUUGGGAAUGAGGCUCAGCAGUUGGAGUGGGCGAAGCGAGAGAGUGAGCGAGCAGAGCGAGAACGUCUGAAGAGGCUAAGGCAGCAGGAGCAGGAAGACUUGGAGCUCGCCAUCGCCCUCAGCAAGGCUGAGAUGUCCAAUGCGUGACCUGGAAGCCCCUGACGCGUAGACGGGCUAACAUGCAGACAAAACAUGACUGACACCUAAUAUUCAGACACAUGGCACAUUACUGGACUUAUUCUCAAGUGUUCAUACAAACUCAUACACACACAUAACACACACACACACACACACACACACACACACAGGUCCUGCACCUCCACUAAGUACAAACAAUGACUCAACGAAUGGAACAGAAAGAACUUCCAGGCAAGUCUCUCCGCUAACCCUGCAUUUAAAUUAAAAAAAAACAGGACAACAAAGCUGAGGGAAGCCGAGAACUCAUUACUGUAUAAGUCUCCUGUUGACGUGAAGAGACAGAGGACCGAAGGAUGAAAAAGGAGAGGAGGAAGAAGAGGCAAGAGAGGCCUGAUGGAAACGAACGGAUGCACUGUGUAUAUGCACUAUAGUGGCUGGACAGUAAUGUGACGGAUCCAUUCACUGGGCUCAGCAGACUAGCCGACAGAACACCUCAACAGUUUGAAUUUCAUCGUGUUCUUUUUGUUCUCCAGCUUCACUCACACUCACGCUGAAUGGCAUGCUAACUAAACUGUUGCUAUCAGUAGCAACAUGCAGCUGUGAAGAACAAUGACACUACAAUUCAAACUGCCAAGGUAUUUCUUAAAAGGGAUUUCUUUUUCCUGAUCUAUAGGGGUGACGUGGAUAUAUCACUGAGCUACUGAAGGUAUAAACCGUGUCUGUAAGUGUUUAGUGUUGUUUUGCGAGUAAGAAAAUACAGAAUGAGGUGUUACAUAAGUAUUGAGUUUAUAGCGAGGCGUAUAGAGAAGACUGGAUUGGACGGUCCUCAGGAUUGAGAAUUUUCAAUUUACAAUUUUCUCUCUUUUCUCAGUUUUUUUUUCUUUUUUUUUUCCCUCAGGAAGUUCUGUCACUAACCAAGACUUAAGAAGUGAAAAGUUUGAUAUUAGUGCUUUUACCUCUGCUGGAGGUGAAAUGUUUCCCUCUGCUUUGUGCUAAGAUAGGCUAAACUCUGUACUAGAUGUACAGAAAUGAAAUUGAUAUUGGGCUACUCAUCCGACUCCGAUUGAGUUAAAGCUUAUUUCUUCAAAUAUUAGUUUUCCUUUUAAUUUGAUACCACACAAGAGUUUACCACGGGAGUAGAGACUUUGCUGUGAAGUGGGGCCUGCUUUUUGCCCUGAGUACCCUUAGCGGGUUAAUCUGGCCCUGAGUUUAGCAUGUGUUUUUCUCUUUUAGGUUUGAAAGAGAGGCACUCCCCUUCUCUGGCUCCUCCUGUGUGAAAAAAAGACAACUUUUAACCAACAUAAGUCAAAUAUAUUUCACUCUUGUCACAUUAUGGGAGAGAAGGAAAAGCAACUGCUCUUCCACUGCGUUGAACAAAAAAAAAAACUGAUAAAGAUCCAUUACACUGUUUCCCUCUAAUGUGACCUGACAGUGAAAAUAACAGCCUCUCAUGUCAACAGUGACAGCAACAAAUUGUACAGCUAUAUUUUCUUUGUCCCUGAGUGUGAGAGUGUACUGUGAUGCCCUGCAGUACUCUCUCUCCCUCUCUCCUGUGUACAUAGAUACCCAGAGCUAACUAUGCCUCUUCGACAGCUGUGCUCUGAUCAGGAUGCUGUGAUGUCACACCACAUUCAACAAAUGAAAAGGCAAGAUGAGGGAAUUCAUUUUUCAAUAUUUUACCUUGUUUUUCUUUUUAAAGAAUGAGGAUUUUUAACACAGUUUUCACAAGCUGGUUAUUAUUUUAUUGUCUUGACAUGUUUUUGUUUUAAAAGAACAUAGUUGUGCUAUAUGUGUUUGGAAAAGGUUUGGAACUGGCUGCAAACAGGUGCAAGGCUGGGAAUUGGAAAUAU
Sander lucioperca (pikeperch) is the source of this 4748-nucleotide messenger RNA. It is a transcript of the gene eps15l1a, whose product is annotated as epidermal growth factor receptor pathway substrate 15-like 1a. Gene Ontology annotation, molecular function: calcium ion binding; cadherin binding. Gene Ontology annotation, cellular component: plasma membrane; clathrin coat of coated pit; cytoplasm. Lineage: Eukaryota; Metazoa; Chordata; Actinopteri; Perciformes; Percidae. The transcript is spliced from 28 exons. The coding region runs from base 52 to 2907 and encodes 951 amino acids. The record is from RefSeq and is a predicted model, not a curated record. Gene Ontology annotation, biological process: endocytosis; endosomal transport.